Antechinus flavipes (yellow-footed antechinus) is the source of this 1697-nucleotide messenger RNA. It is a transcript of the gene RRH, whose product is annotated as retinal pigment epithelium-derived rhodopsin homolog. Gene Ontology annotation, molecular function: G protein-coupled receptor activity. The coding region runs from base 1 to 987 and encodes 328 amino acids. The record is from RefSeq and is a predicted model, not a curated record. The transcript is spliced from 7 exons. Gene Ontology annotation, biological process: G protein-coupled receptor signaling pathway; visual perception. NCBI's taxonomy places the organism in Eukaryota, Metazoa, Chordata, Mammalia, Dasyuromorphia, Dasyuridae. Gene Ontology annotation, cellular component: membrane; photoreceptor outer segment.
AUGUUUAAGAAUGAUUCAUUCAGACGUUUGGAACCUGACAAGGAAGGCCAUUCAGUCUUUUCACCAGCAGAACACAAUAUUGUGGCUGCUUAUUUGAUCACAGCAGGUAUCAUAAGUAUUCUCAGCAACAUCAUUGUGCUAGGCAUUUUUGUUAAAUUUAAGGAACUUCGGACAGCAACAAAUGCAAUUAUCAUAAAUUUGGCUGUUACUGAUAUAGGGGUUAGCAGCAUUGGUUAUCCCAUGUCUGCUGCUUCAGACCUAUAUGGAAGUUGGAAAUUUGGAUAUGCUGGAUGUCAGAUUUAUGCUGGUUUAAACAUAUUUUUUGGAAUGGCAAGUAUUGGAUUACUCACUGCUGUGGCUAUUGAUCGGUACCUGACCAUCUGUCAGCCUGACCUCGGAAGAAGAAUGACUUCUUUCAAUUACACCAUAAUGAUUCUGACUGCUUGGGUGAAUGGCUUUUUUUGGGCCUUGAUGCCUAUUGUAGGUUGGGCUGCUUAUGCUCCUGAUCCAACUGGUGCUACGUGUACUAUAAACUGGCGGAAGAAAAAUGCAUCUUUUGUUUCUUACACGAUGACUGUUAUUGCUACAAAUUUUGUCAUGCCUUUAGUGGUCAUGAUUUAUUGUUACUACAAUGUUUCUCAAAAGAUCAAACAAUAUAUUCCUAGCAACUGCCCUGAAUACAUAAACAGAGACUGGUCAAACGAAGUAGCUGUAACCAAGAUGUCUGUGAUAAUGAUUUUAAUGUUCCUGCUUGCUUGGUCCCCUUAUUCUGUUGUGUGCUUGUGGGCUUCUUUUGGGGACCCAAAGGAGAUUCCCCCAGCAAUGGCCAUCAUAGCCCCUCUCUUUGCAAAGUCUUCCACAUUCUACAAUCCCUGUAUAUAUGUGGUUGCCAACAAGAAGUUCCGGAGAGCUAUCUCUGCAAUGAUUCAGUGUCAGACUCAUCAAUCAAUGUCCAUUUCCAAGGCAUUACCAAUGAACCUAACUUGAGAUCAGCUUUUGAAUUAUGAAAGCAAAAAAAGCCAAACUGCAUAAUUUUCCUCAUUUUUGGCUGUAUUUUAACUUUAUUUAAUGUUCCCCAAAAACUGAUAACCUACUUGGAUUCAUAUACUAACUUGGAUUCUCAAAAGCUGGGAUGGUUAUCUACUUUUAUUUCAUGUGCCUUUUAGUGUGUAAUAUAGUAUUAUAUGGUGUUCCAUCAGUAUUUGAAUUGUUGAAUGGAAUGUUCCUAGCUAGCAUAUUAAAAAGACCCCAAUACUUUAUCUCAUUUUUACUGUAUUGUUGAAGAAACUGAGCAAGAUAGAGAUUAGAGAGUAUUUAAUAAUUUAUUAAAUGGGAGAGAUAUACUGGGACCAAAUGGAUCCAUGGUUUGGUCUCAGGGCUGAAUGAGACUAUCGUCUCCAAGAAUCCAGCAAACAAUGAGAGUUCUCAAUGACAUAUAUAUACACAUUGCUCAGACUCAGGGGGAAGAUUGAGGUGGGGGCACAGUUAGGGUGCUGAGACCAGGAAUGGGACUCUGACAAUCUGGUUCUGACAAUGUGAGGGGAGGCAUGGGGGGAGGAACCCUGGAGAGACAUCUUGAUAAGACAGUAUCUGACAUUCUGGUAGCUUGAGAUGGGGAGAGGCAUUCUGAUAUUCUAAAACACAAGAUCUUUUAUUUAUCAAAUAUUCUGAUAAAGAGGGAGGGGAGGUUUUGCAGG